Messenger RNA from Choloepus didactylus (southern two-toed sloth), 3163 nucleotides. It is a transcript of the gene ZNF81, whose product is annotated as zinc finger protein 81. Gene Ontology annotation, molecular function: DNA-binding transcription factor activity; RNA polymerase II cis-regulatory region sequence-specific DNA binding. The record is from RefSeq and is a predicted model, not a curated record. NCBI's taxonomy places the organism in Eukaryota, Metazoa, Chordata, Mammalia, Pilosa, Megalonychidae. Gene Ontology annotation, biological process: regulation of transcription by RNA polymerase II. Bases 736 to 2748 code for a protein of 670 amino acids. The transcript is spliced from 5 exons.
AUAUUAUUUGGUUUGCUGGAGUACAGUUUCCCAAUUCUACCAUCACUUGGUGCUCUUGAGGCACAGUUUGCUGGAGUGCAGUUUCCAUAACCUACCAUCAGGUGGCACUCUUGAGGUACAGCUUGCUGGAGCACGGUUUCCUUAAUCUACCAGCAGGUUGCGCUCUCAAGUAGGUCUUCCUCGAACUUCUCCUCUGCGGUGGGUGGAGUCCAAACCAGGUGGGGAACCAAUCAGUGCACCAGAUCUCUGUGUGUUCUGGGGAAUCUCAUUCCUGGGGCUGCAAUGUGGGCCCUGAGAAGGUAGGCAGGGAGCCUGAUCAAGGGUACCCUACAGGUGGGACUUGGGCCCUGCCUGCCAGUUCUCUGCCUGCCUUGCACCCGUGAGUCUCUGGGGUGUGGGAGGGGCUCCUGAUCACUGGUAUGGCACCUCUCCCUUCCCUGCUUCUCACUGUUGCACCCCCCGGACUUCCAUGGAGUGAGAGCAGUCAUAGCCUGCUGAGUUCCUCACAGAAGCUCCCCACUGUCUGGCUGUGGAGGAUCACCCCCCAGCAAACUGUCAAGGUUUCUUGGAAUCUCUGCAGAGUUCCUGGGCCAGAGUGUUCAGUGAAGGCUGCAGGAUCUUCCUUCUGACCCCAGGAGCUUCGUUUGAGUCCUUAAACCCUUACCAGGCUCUGAGCCCCUGGGAAGAGUGAAAGAGUUGUCAUCAAGAGACCGAGGGCUGAGUUACAGCUUGAACAUGCCAGCUUACAGAAAUUCACCUCGUAGAUCCCUGGCCCUGACUGCAGGGAGACAUGACAACGCCUGUGAGGUAUCAGUGUCAUUCGAGGAUGUGGCUGUGGACUUCAGCAGGGAAGAGUGGCAGCACUUGGACCCUGCUCAGAGAUGCCUGUACCAGGAUGUGAUGCUGGAGAACUAUAGCCACCUUCUCUCAGUGGGGUACCAAGUUCCCAAACCAGAGGCCAUCUUCAGGUUGGAGCGAGGAGAGGAGCCAUGGGCAUUGGAGGGAGAAACCCCACAUCAGAGCUGUUCAGAUGGGAAGUUUGGAAUUAAGACUCCACAGCAGAGAAUUUCUGAAAAAGCUACAUUUCAUAGGAAAAUGGAGGGUGAAGAUGAUUCAUUGCAUUCUAUUUUAGAAGAACUUUGGCAAGAUGAUGACCAGAUAGAGAAAUAUCAGAAUAAACAAAAUAAACCUCUGAGUCAUGAUGCUUUCAUCAACAAGAAAAUAUUGAAUACAGAGUUGGACUAUGAAUAUCAAGACAUUGGAAAAUUCAUUCAUCCAAGCCCAAACCUUAUUCCUUCACAGAAAAGAUCUCAUAAACAUGACUCAUUUGGAAAGAGUUUGAAGCGCAAUUUAAAUUUACAUAUUCAUAAUAAAAACAGUGCUACAAAGAACUUUGGUAAAAUUAUUGAAUGUGGUCAAGUUUUCACUCAGAAUUCUUCUUAUACUAACCAUGAAAAUCUUAAUGCAGGUGUGAAAUUCUGUGAAAGUAAUGAAUGUGGAAAAGUUGUCAGCUUCAAACAAGCACUCAGUCAAAAUCUUAAAUUUCCUGUUGGGGAUAAAGCAAGCAUAUGUACUGAAUUUGGGAAGCUCUUCUCCCAUAAGUCACACCUCUUUGUACCUCAGAGAACUCAUACUGUGGGAAAAUCUCAUGGACUUAGCAAAUGUGUAAAUGUUUUUACACAGAAACCACUACUCAGUAUAUACCUCAGAGUUCAUAGAGAUGAAAAACUAUAUAUAUGUACUGAAUGUGGGAAGGCCUUCAUCCAGAAGUCAGAAUUAAUUAUGCAUAAGAAAAUUCAUACUAGAGAAAAACCCUAUGAAUGCGGUGAAUGUGGAAAAUCAUUUUUCCAAGUAUCAUCUCUAUUUAGGCAUCAGGCAACUCAUACUGGAGAAAAACUCUAUGAAUGCAGUGAAUGUGGGAAAGGCUUCUCCUUGAACUCAGCCCUCAGUAUACAUCAGAAAAUUCAUACUGGAGAGAGACACCACAAAUGUGGGGAGUGUGGGAAAGCUUUUACCCAAAAAUCAACACUCAGGAUGCAUCAGAGAAUUCAUACAGGAGAGAGAUCCUACAUAUGUACUGAGUGUGGGCAGGCCUUCAUCCAGAAGGCACACUUGAUUGCACAUCAAAGAAUUCAUACUGGAGAGAAACCGUUUGAAUGCAGUGACUGUGGGAAAUCUUUCCCUUCUAAGUCACAACUCCAGAUGCAUAAGCGAAUUCAUACAGGAGAGAAACCCUAUAUAUGCACUGAAUGUGGGAAAGCCUUCACCAACAGGUCAAAUCUCAAUACUCACCAGAAAUCUCAUACUGGAGAGAAGUCUUAUAUAUGUGCUGAAUGUGGGAAGGCCUUCACUGAUAGAUCAAAUUUCAAUAAACACCAGACAAUUCAUACUGGAGAGAAACCCUAUGUUUGUACUGAUUGUGGGAGGGCCUUUAUCCAGAAGUCAGAAUUAAUUACACAUCAGAGGAUUCAUACUACAGAGAAACCUUAUAAAUGCCCUGACUGUGAGAAAUCCUUCUCCAAGAAACCACAUCUCAAAGUACAUCAGCGAAUUCACACAGGAGAGAAACCAUAUAUAUGUGCGGAAUGUGGAAAAGCCUUCACUGACAGAUCAAAUUUCAAUAAACACCAGAUCAUUCAUACUGGAGAAAAACCCUAUAAAUGCAGUGAUUGUGGAAAGGGCUUCACCCAGAAAUCAGUUCUCAGUAUGCAUCGUAAUAUUCAUAAUGAGAGUAACCCUAUUUCUUGAAAAUGAGAAAGCCUUAUCACAGAAGUCAGGUCUAAGUGUAUAUUAUAGAAUUCUUCCAAGACAGAUCCUGUAUGAAUACAUGUGUAAGGAAAAGCCUUCCUUAAGUUUUCUCACCUGAGAUGAGAAAAAAUUAUUUAGAAGAGACCUUCUGAUAAUGCAUUGAAUGAUGGGGAAAUUUCCAUAUUUGCACAGCCUCACAAAAUUUAAUAGAAUAUAUACUGGGAAAAUGCUGUCAGUUUACAUUAUGAAAAACCCCUUCCUAUAGAAAGUAUUGUAAGGCUAAUUGUUAUCAAAUUCUUUAUAGGGGAGGCGGGGCAAGAUGGCGGAGUGGUGAGGAGCAGAAUUUCGUCUCUCCCCUAGAGCAGCUGGCAAUUACCCAAGAACUAUAUGAAACAGUGUUUUCGGGGUCUCCAGU